AUGGAUGACCUUCAGAGGCUUCUCGGAAAGGGAGAAUAUGCUCCUUUUACCUCACCUCCCAUCUUAGAGAGCAAGUUUGUCCAGAUAAACCGAAGAGGCGACCCAGUUUCUGUCCAUAACCGACCCUGCUGUGUGACCAUUGCUAUUUGUGCUGCCAAUCCCAAUUUACCAAUGCCUGAUACGAUGCUGAUAGCAUGUGAGACAUCCGUGUCACCCCAAGAAAGUAUGGCAAAUUUAUGGAAACUCUCAGAGGAGCCAUCCCACAUAGAAGAGCUAAUACUUACCAGGUUAUUCCCCUUGAAGUUUGUGGAACUGUCUGUCCACAGCACAGAGAUGCAUCACUUCAUGUUAAGAUUAGUAAAUGGCCGUUGCUAUUACCUAGAGCUCUGUGCUCCACCAGACAAGAAAGAACAGCUAUUCCACAUGUGGCUGCAGCUCCUCUCUCACCUGAACCCCCCAGAAAAUACCCAAGUAGACUCUUCGACAAAAGCAAACAUAUUUCUUCCCACAGCAGGCCGCAGGCAGGCUGGGUCGUUCAAGCUUGGGUUGUGGCUUCAGCAGCAGUAUGAGAACGGGGAUGAUGAGGAGGGUGGGGAAGAAAGGGGCUGUGGUGGAAUGGAGAGCCCAGGGCAGGAGGCGGGCGCAGGGGCGACAGCCCGAUCAG
Molecule: messenger RNA, 664 nt
Organism: Merops nubicus (carmine bee-eater)
Lineage: Eukaryota; Metazoa; Chordata; Aves; Coraciiformes; Meropidae
Product: protein FAM71D-like
Exons: 4
Cellular component (GO): nucleus
Source: RefSeq, a predicted model, not a curated record